Messenger RNA from Schistosoma margrebowiei, 2943 nucleotides. The record is from the annotation of a GenBank genome assembly. Lineage: Eukaryota; Metazoa; Platyhelminthes; Trematoda; Strigeidida; Schistosomatidae.
AUGUUACACAAUCAAAAUGGUCAGAGUAUGUACAAUCGUCAGUCGUUGCAUCCAGAGAAAGAAUACGGUUACCCCGGUGUUUCUGGUCAGCACGUUUAUGGUGCUUCUAACUCAAAUGUGACAGAUAAUUACCCGCAAGGUCAUCCUAACAGCGGCUUCCAGCCACCACCUAACUACUAUUCUGGAAAUCAGGGACAGACCUUCCAACCACAAUCUCAGCCUCCAUAUUAUUCCGCUCAGUCAAUACAGAGCGUUAAUCAACCACCGUUGCCACCCAUGCCUCCUAUCCCAAACCAUCAGGAUUUUGUUCAACGUCCUCAGCAGCCGCGUCUUCCUCCAAUGCCACCAAUGCCUCCGGGACAUGAGGGAGUUCCACCACCCAGUUAUCGACAACCUCAACCUCCAGGUCCCUUUCCAUUGCCAAAUGGUGCUAACACCCAGAUAAAUACAUUACAUUCUCAACAGGCAUAUCAAAACGGUCCAGUAUCCAGACAACCACAGUUCUCUCAAAGUAUAAAUGCAGACAGAUUACCCAGUCCUAUCGAGGUUAUUGAGAGCAAUCGAGCUCAGUGUACUGGACCUUUUUAUACAGGACAACGAGGUGUUGUGCCUCCUCUAGUCACAACUGACUUUAUAUCACGUGACCAGGGUACAUGUGCACCUUGUUUCAUUCGAUCUUCACUAUACUCUGUUCCGAAUUCAUCAGAUCUCCUUAAAACUGUUGGGAUCCCGUUUUCACUUACAAUAUCUCCAUUUGCAGUACAACAUACAGAAGAUAUGAAUGUUGUGAUAAGCGAUAUGGGUCCACAAGGUCCAGUUCGAUGUGUUCGAUGUAAAGCCUACAUGAAUCCCUUCAUGAAUUUUAUUGACGGUGGUCGAAGGUUCCAAUGUCCACUUUGUAAUGGUUUAACUGAAGUUGCCGCUGAAUAUUUUGCUCAUUUAGAUCAUACUGGACGUCGAGUUGAUGCAGGUCAAAGACCUGAACUAUGUUUAGGCAGUUACGAAUUAUUAGCAACAGCGGAAUAUUGCAAAAACAACCAAUUACCUUUACCUCCGGCCAUCAUAUUUCUACUAGAUGUUUCCCAAUCUGCUAUCCGUUCAGGUUUAGUACAGCUAUUCUGUUCCCAGUUUGUAGAACGUAUUCUACCAAAUUUACCUAGGGAAAAAUUUGCAUCACCAGAUAUGGUUAAUCCAAUUCGAUUAGGAUUUAUUACAUAUGAUCAUCAACUUCACUUCUAUACUGUACCUCGUGAGUCGUCGUCAUCCGCUCAACAAACAUCCGAAUCUACAGAUCAGAACACUUAUAACUCUUAUGGUAAACCUCAAAUGUAUAUUGUAGCGGAUAUUGAAGAUGUGUUUGUGCCUACAGUUGAAGGUUUCUUGAUACCACCUGAUCCUGUUAUCAUUUCUAGUAUUUUAGAAAUGAUACCUACUCAAUUUUGUACAGAGAAUGCUUUAAAUAGACAACCUACAGAUAGUGUAUUAGGCCCAGCUAUCCAAUCUGGAAUGGAAGCUUUACGUGCUGCAAAUCGUUCUGGAAAAUUAUUUGUCAUACAUGCUAAUUUACCGAUUGGUGAAGCACCGGGUAAAUUGAAAAAUCGAGAUGAUCGCCGUCUUAUAGGAACUGAAAAAGAAAAGACUUUACUUCUUCCAGAUAAUGAUUUUUAUGUUGGACUUGGUCAAACAUGCGUAGAAGUUGGUUGCAGUGUAGAUCUUUUUCUUUUCCCUAAUUCAUUUGUUGAUAUUGCUUCUUUAGCCGAAGUGCCCAGAUUGACAUCUGGUCAUUUAUUCAAAUAUAACUGUUUCCAGGCUGACUUACAAGGUCAUCAGUUUAUAGCCGAUCUUCAACGUACUUUGACCAAUCUACAAGCUUUCAACGCUGUUAUGCGUGUUCGAACAAGUACUGGUAUUAGACCUGUUGAAUUCUUUGGUAAUUGUUACCUACCUAAUACAACUGAUAUUGAGUUGGCUAGUGUUAGUUCAGAUAUGGCAAUCACAGCAGAAUUACGUCACGAUGAUAAACUUCAAGAAGGUGACCACGUAUUCAUUCAAGUUGCAUGUCUUUAUACUUCAGUAUCUGGACAACGAAGGCUACGUAUUCAUAAUCUGUCAAUUCCAGUGACAAGUAUGAUACCUGAUGUAUUUCGUCUUGUCGAAUUAGAUGCACAUAUGAAUUGGUUGAGUAAAUAUUCAAUGCGUUCUCUACUUAACCGUACACAUUCACAAGUAAUGGAUGAUUUAACGACAAGAGCUGCUAACACCUUGGCUGCUUAUCGUCGUCAUUGUGCUUGCGGUCCGAAUGAUGUAAAUUCGAAUCCUAGCGAAUUAGUAUUACCACAAAAUAUGAAAGUAUUUCCUUUGUACAUACAAUGUCUUAUGAAAACCGAAGCUUUCAGUCCUGCUGACGGUAUCACGAUUGAUGAUCGUUGUUGGCAAAUAUUUUUGGUCAAUCAAAUGGACGUUAAACAAUCCAAUUGUUAUAUUUAUCCUCAUUUAUAUCCUAUUCAUGAUCUUUCACUGAAUUUCGAAGGUGAUAUCCCUUAUCCUCCAGCUGCUAUACGCUGUUCAUAUGAUCGUUUACAAAUGGAUGCAGCUUAUUUAUUGGAUAAUGGAAUUUAUCUUAUCAUGUGGAUUGGUCCAAAUAUUUCGUCAGAAUGGAUUCAAGCAGUGUUCAAUGUUCAAAAUCUUGAACAUUUUGAAUCAGAAAAAAUCUAUGACUUGUGUAAUUUUGAUAACGAAAUCUCACGUAAUCUGUGUACAUUGCUGAAAAAAGUUCGUAAAAAUCGUUGGCAUUAUUCUCGGUUAUUGGUUGUACGUCCUGGUGAUAAAAGUGAACUAUGGUUUCGACGUUUCAUGGUCGAGGAUCGAUGCAGUGGUAAUUCGAUUUCAUACACAGAAUAUCUAUGUCAUAUUCAUAAAGAAGUAUCCAGUUUACUACAUUGA